GCACGUGUGCCAUGUCUGUAAAAUACUCUCAUCUGUAAGUGUUAAACCGAGGGGGCGUGGAUAAGGGCUUGUGUUACCUGCCCUAGACUUUCACCUGCAAAGAAAUGGAAAGAAUUUGACAAACCAGCAGCAGCAGUGCAUGAGCUCAGGACUGAAACCCGUCUGCAUUCCAGCAGAGAGGGAGAAGAAGGCGGAACUUUAUACUCACGACAGGUUCACCUGAAAACAGUCGACUCGCUCCUCCUCGAAAACACAGAGUUUGUAAGCCUCAAUCUUCAAAACCUUUUGCUUUCAAACCUGAGAACGAGACAGCGAAGCAUCCCUCGGUUGCAUCUGAACGCUGACUAUGGCUCUCAGGUUUCUGAAAAACACGCUGGAGGAGACACGUUGGAGAAACAGAAACGCCGUGUUUACCUGCACAGGUGGGACGGAGUGGCCGAUGUGAGGUGGGAUUUUCUUCCCCGAAUGGACACCAUGAUCGGACCCCUACGACUGUGGAUUUUUAACGUCCUCCUGUGUUUCGGCAUCAUAUAUUCCAGACUUGGGGCUCUUUCCUCUGUGGUGGCCCUCGGUGCCAACAUCAUCUGCAAUAAGAUCCCCGGACUCGCCCCCCGUCAGCGCGCCAUCUGUCAGAGUCGACCCGACGCCAUCAUCGUGAUCGGAGAGGGGGCACAGCUGGGCAUCAACGAAUGCCAGUACCAGUUCCGAUACGGCCGCUGGAACUGUUCGGCGCUGGGCGAACGCACAGUCUUUGGGCAAGAGCUGCGAGUAGGCAGCAGGGAGGUGGCAUUCACCUACGCCAUCACCGCCGCUGGGGUCGCCCAUGCCGUGACGGCCGCAUGCAGCCAGGGCAACAUGAGCCACUGCGGCUGUGACCGGGAAAAACAGGGCUACUACAACCAGGAGGAGGGAUGGAAGUGGGGCGGGUGCUCUGCCGACAUCAAAUACGGCAUCGAGUUCUCCCGGAAGUUUGUGGAUGCCCGCGAGAUUAAAAAAAAUGCUCGGCGAUUGAUGAACCUUCACAAUAAUGAAGCCGGGCGAAAGGUACUCGAAGAGCGAAUGAAGCUGGAAUGCAAAUGUCAUGGCGUGUCAGGCUCCUGUACCAUCAAAACUUGUUGGACCACACUACCGAAAUUCCGUGAGAUCGGCUACAUCCUGAAAGACAAGUACAACAAAGCGGUUCACGUGGAAGUGGUCCGAGCCACGCGACUGCGGCAGCCUACAUUCCUCAAGGUGAAGAAGACACACGGAUACCAAAAACCCUUCGAAUCGGAUUUGGUCUACAUAGAGCGCUCGCCAAACUAUUGCGAAGAGGACGCCAAAACUGGCAGCGUAGGGACGCAAGGGCGACUGUGCAACCGAACUUCUCCGCACACGGACGGUUGUGACCUCAUGUGCUGUGGGCGGGGCUACAACACACACCAGUACACGAAGGUGUGGCAAUGCAACUGUAAAUUCCAAUGGUGCUGCUUCGUGAAAUGCAACACGUGUAGCGAGCGAACGGAAGUGUUUACCUGCAAAUGAACGAACGUCGACGAGGUUCAAUGGGACGGGCUAUGUGACACGGACAGAGUGAGCGGGAAAAACCCUUGGAAUGAAAUCGGAAUGGGAAUUUUAAUCUAUCAGCUCUUUGAGGUGUUGUUUUACACAGCAGAAUGUAUAUUUGCUUUAACACAGAGUUAAAAUACUAAACUCUAUUGGUAGAUACAAACCCAGUUUUCGACCAGAGGAACAUGCACUGAUAUAUCCACACCGACUCAAGUGCAAUGAUCGGAAUAGCAUUCUAGCAUACUACUCGUACGAUUUCUGCCGUAUCGACUGCAGAAAUGGCAACAGUUGUGUGCUUGUAUGCUACUCCGAACAUUGCUAAGCUAAAGGACUGCAGGAUAUCAGCCAUGCCCUGGACCCUGGUGCAUUCUGGGAUUAAUUGUUUGUUUGAUUUUUCACGGGAAUCUCUUCUGAGGACUCAAAUGAGGAUUCUUGAGAUUUGGAUAUUUGGAUGGAACUUCUUGGAAAAGCAAAUUAAGCCACAAGAUUUUGUGUCAUCUCAAAAUGCCACGUUUAAGAGCAAGGAACUCCAAAAAAUUGAGUUUUGCUUCAGAAGGAGCUCUGAAAACAGUGCGGACUGCACAUUAAGGAUGUAUAUGCCUCCUAACUGCCAACUGGAACCUGGUAGAGUAUGUUAGUUAUCCAGUCACACUGGAGCUUGUCUGUUUGAACACUGAAAAUAAGUUAUUAUAUAUUAUAUGUUAUAGUCUCCUAAGGAACGGAAGCGCUAACGGGUAGAAAUGAUGUCUUAUUUUGUACUAUUUUGUAGUGUAAAAUAAACAAGAAAAAAAAAACUUGCAAUUGAUGGGCCCAGAUUGUUCUGCAAUGGCUAUUGAUGUGUUAACUUUGACAUACCACUGUAAUUUCUAUGUUAGCAUUGGUUCAUCUUUGCUGUUAUCCAGCCGUAGUUCUCAAUAGAACUUGGGUUAAAAUUGAUAAACAAGUCUUUCCAAUCAAGGAUCCUUCCUCAAUUCAUGAAAUGUGGAACCAAUAUAUUUCUGGAUAUGUUACAGAGUGCUGCACUGAUAUUUUUUCUAUUCAGAUA
Molecule: messenger RNA, 2593 nt
Organism: Xyrauchen texanus (razorback sucker)
Lineage: Eukaryota; Metazoa; Chordata; Actinopteri; Cypriniformes; Catostomidae
Product: protein Wnt-7b-like
Exons: 4
Coding region: 466-1524 (352 amino acids)
Biological process (GO): neuron differentiation; positive regulation of JNK cascade; canonical Wnt signaling pathway
Cellular component (GO): extracellular region
Molecular function (GO): cytokine activity; frizzled binding
Source: RefSeq, a predicted model, not a curated record